GGGGCUGGCGAUCGGGGCUCCGCUCCCCGCGCUGCCAGUUCGCGGCCGGCCGGAGGGGCGCGGGGAAGCGCGGGCAUAAGAGGCGCAGCCGGCGGCCGCAGACCCGCGCCCUCACUCGCCCCGCGCUCCGGCUCCCGCGCCGCAGGUGGCCGUGGGCAGGUGUGGCCGGGCGGGGCGCGGGCUGCUGCGGGCUCCUUGGUCCCGCCGGCCGGGAAGUUGCGGAGCGGGGCUGGAGCCAGGGGCACAAGGGGAUCCCCGGGUCCGCGCCAGCCGCUGACCACUGCUGACCUACGGUUUCUCCCCGCUGACCCCCGGACUCUACCCGCCGGCCCCUCCUGCGCGAUGCACGGCCCGGGGCGCCCGCUGCUGCUCGCGCUGCUGCUGGUGCUGGGGGCUGCGGGGCGCGGCGCGGAGCCUCCCGGGGCGGCCGAGCGACACUCGCUGCUGCGGCUGCUGGCCGAGGUCGUGCUGGAACUGAAGCGCUUCCAGGCGGGCGAGGCGGAGCGGCCGCCUCUGCCCGGAGCCCCAGAGGACGCUCCGGAGCCCGACGAGCAGCGCGUGGAAAUUGUUCCUCGUGAUCUAAGGAUGAAGGACAAAUUUCUAAAACACCUCACAGGACCCCUGUACUUCGGCCCCAAGUGCAGCAAGCACUUCCACAGGCUCUACCACAACACCCGAGACUGCACCAUCCCCGCAUACUACAAGAGGUGUGCCCGGCUCCUCACGAGGCUGGCUGUCAGCCCCAUGUGCAUGGAGGGGUGAGAGCUAAGGUGAAAAGUCUUCUCAGAACUGCUGAAACUCAACAACUAUGGAUAUGAGAGCUCAUGGAACUUAUGGUGAUAUCACUCCUGUGUAGCAGGCAGGCAGCAGCCUGGAACUGAAUUCCUCUCCACUGUAGACUACAAACCAUUUCACAACACAAAGACAUGCACUCUGAGAUUUCUGACCUCUAGAGCACGUAACACAGCUUGUAGACCCUGUAGAACUGCUCACAGGAAGUGGCAAGGUUCUGAGCUGAUGUGUUUUUCAGAGGUGCCUGUGGCAGGAGCCGCCCCCAACGAACAUUGAGAAGUGCCUUGGAGACCACAGGGAGCAGUCUGCUACAAGAUGGACAGUCCCUGCUGAACAAGAGAUUUAUUUUUGCAGACUCUUCCAUAAUUCCUUUGACUUGAGUUUUAUACACUGUGGACACUGUUUGCAGUAUCUGUUCAGUGAGCCAGCUGCCCAACCUAGCACUUGUAACUGGAAAAGCUGAGAAUGCUCCACAUUUUGUGCAGUGCUCUAUAACAUGAGACAGCUCACGUCCCAACUAGGCAAAAUCAUAGAUAUUUCUUUAGAAACAUAUGCAGAAUCAAACUAUAUUUUCAUAUACUAUAUGGUAUGAUCUGAUAUUUUUAUUACUUUAGGUUCCCAGAAUAUUACUUAGAACUGCAUGGAAAAAACAUUUCAGUGGUGUUUCAGAGACAGCAAAGUGUGAAUCUGUGAACAUACCCUGGCUAAUUUCAUUGCUCCUUUGUAUGAUAAAUGUAAAAAAGUAUUCAGGUAUUGUGCAAUAUGUAAAUACUGUAAAUAAACACAAUAAAUGAAUUGUUUGUUAUAACAAA
This is a messenger RNA of Erinaceus europaeus (western European hedgehog), 1604 nucleotides long. RefSeq names its product ALK and LTK ligand 2 (gene ALKAL2). The record is from RefSeq and is a predicted model, not a curated record. NCBI's taxonomy places the organism in Eukaryota, Metazoa, Chordata, Mammalia, Eulipotyphla, Erinaceidae. The transcript has 5 exons. Gene Ontology annotation, biological process: positive regulation of ERK5 cascade; positive regulation of ERK1 and ERK2 cascade. Bases 343 to 762 code for a protein of 139 amino acids. Gene Ontology annotation, molecular function: receptor signaling protein tyrosine kinase activator activity; receptor tyrosine kinase binding.